Messenger RNA from Penicillium diatomitis, 834 nucleotides. RefSeq names its product putative G-patch domain protein. Gene Ontology annotation, molecular function: nucleic acid binding. The transcript has a single exon. Bases 1 to 834 code for a protein of 277 amino acids. Lineage: Eukaryota; Fungi; Ascomycota; Eurotiomycetes; Eurotiales; Aspergillaceae. The record is from RefSeq and is a predicted model, not a curated record.
AUGUCCCUUGCACAAGGCCAUGACGAUGAGGACUACUACCUCCCACUACAAGACCAGCGGGUAUUCGGCGCAGGUGUUCGUCGCAAACGAGUGCCCUUCGUUCGGUCGUCCGAGCACGAGCUCAGUACGAUAAAAUCGGGAGGACAGUCGUCGUCUACUCCCUUGGGACCUAGCAUCGCAGACAAAUAUCUCUCAAUCGUGCUGCAGACGCAUCCCAUCAAGACAACGACAACCUCUCCAACGGCCAAGGCCACCUCUGAUCCGGUGCGCGCAGUACACGCCGCUCAGCCUAAUCCAGACCCCACGGGCUCGUCUUCCACCGCCACCCUUCCUACACCUUCAACACUUCAGCCCUCGCCAGCUGAGUAUUGCGAAAUUUGCAAUCUUCAGCUCUCUGUCGAAAGCCAGCCGGAGAAUCGACGCAGCGCCACCACUCCCUCGUCCCGACCCCACGAAGCCUCUCUCGCCCACCAAGUUUGUCUCGAACACUCACAUCCACCCUCGCAUCUCGAUCGCACCCGUGCAGGUCUGCGCUAUCUCUCCAACUACGGCUGGGAUCCAGAUAGUCGGCUCGGACUGGGCGCAACAGGGCGAGAGGGCAUUCGCGAACCCUUGAAGGGGCGGAUCAAGACCGAUACUUCGGGAUUGGGCGCAGGACGAGAUCCAGAUGGGGACCUGGUUCCCACGCCACCUCCCCGACCAAAGAAAGUUGAGAAGCUGAAUGCAAAGCAAGCUCGUAAGAGUGCAUUGGAGGCUCAGAAGCGUGGAGACAAGUUGCGAAAUAUGUUUUUCCAGAGCGAUCAAGUGCUGAAGUAUCUGGGGGAGGAUGUGUGA